AUGACUCUUUCUAGGCAAGAGUUCCUCUUUGGUGUUUGGGCUGAAGAAUUGAAUGCCCAAGGAGACUACAUGAAGUGCAGUGUGCAGGGCAAACUGAACAGAGCUAUGCAGAAACAGACUGAGUCCUAUCUCAGACCCCUUUUCAGAAAGCUGCAAAAAAGGAAUCUUCCUGCUGAUAUUAAAGAAUCUAUAACAGAUAUUAUUAAAUUCAUGUUGCAGAGAGAAUAUGUGAAGGUUAAUGAUGUUUAUCUCUAGAUGGGCCUUGGAAAUGCCCCUUGACCCCCUGAUGUCACGAUGGUUGAUAUCCAUGCCAGAGCUGGCAGGGAAAAGAUGUUUUCCAAGCAUGCUGCACAUGUUUUAAAUGGUGAAACACAGCAGAAAUAUAAUCAGGUAGAUUUAACAUCUACUAGGAUAAAAGGAAUAAGAAAAAUGGAGCUGUUGCUCCUGUCCGCCAAGCAGCACCACGCCAGAGGCGACAGGCGACCACCUCUGCGAGGGCGGAGGCAAAGCCGUACUGCACUUCGCCUCUCCCCUCAGACCGAGGACGCAGAGCCUCCCGCCGAUCGCGACGCGGCUCCUCGGGAAGUAGUGCCGUCCGCGUACGGAGAGAAACUUCCGGGCGGCGCUGGUUAA
Messenger RNA from Pteronotus mesoamericanus, 633 nucleotides. RefSeq names its product pre-mRNA-splicing factor 18-like. The transcript is spliced from 8 exons. NCBI's taxonomy places the organism in Eukaryota, Metazoa, Chordata, Mammalia, Chiroptera, Mormoopidae. Gene Ontology annotation, cellular component: U4/U6 x U5 tri-snRNP complex; U5 snRNP; U2-type post-spliceosomal complex. Gene Ontology annotation, biological process: generation of catalytic spliceosome for second transesterification step; RNA splicing. The record is from RefSeq and is a predicted model, not a curated record.